Thrips palmi is the source of this 3916-nucleotide messenger RNA. RefSeq names its product protein tramtrack, alpha isoform-like. NCBI's taxonomy places the organism in Eukaryota, Metazoa, Arthropoda, Insecta, Thysanoptera, Thripidae. Gene Ontology annotation, molecular function: protein binding. The record is from RefSeq and is a predicted model, not a curated record. The transcript has 7 exons. Bases 327 to 1799 code for a protein of 490 amino acids. Gene Ontology annotation, biological process: regulation of transcription by RNA polymerase II. Gene Ontology annotation, cellular component: nucleus.
GCUGCGGCGAGUCCGGAACUAGCAGAAGCGGCUUGCGAGACGACAGCGUCCAUCUUCUCUCCGACGAAAUGACAAAGCCUCCAGAGACAUGAAGACGUUUUCGCCCUAAAUUUGAAAAGAAAGUUGCCGUUUUUACGUUGGAGUUUUGGCCGGCACCACCCGUAACCCAAGGAACCGACUGAGAUAGAAGAGGAGUGCCAGAGGCGAGCGUGACGACGGAGGAGAGGAGGAAGCGGCGCGCAGGAUCUGUCUCCUUUGCCGCGUUCUCGUUCGCGUCCUGUGAGGUGCGCUUAUCAAACUUCUUUUCUUUUAGUGAUACUAGAAACAUGACUUCGAUAGAUGCUGAGCAGUUCUCCCUUAGGUGGAAUAAUUUCCACAACAACCUAACAGCAGGUUUCCAUGACUUGCUCCUGGGAGAAGACUUAGUGGAUGUUACGUUAGCUGCUGAAGGAAAAUUUGUCCAAGCACACAAAAUGGUUUUAUCUGUGUGCAGUCCUUACUUUAAAGACUUAUUCAAAGUCAAUCCAUGUAAACAUCCAAUUGUGAUAUUGAAAGACACGGGUUAUAAAGAAUUGGAGGCAUUACUUCAGUUCAUGUAUCGGGGAGAGGUUAAUGUUAGGCAAGAAGAAUUAACUAUGUUCCUAAAAACAGCUGAAAUGUUACAAAUUAAAGGUCUCACAGGAAGUGACUCUAAUAAGGACUCAGCUGAGCCCCCUGUAAACAAAACUUCAUCAAAUUCAGCACCCUCAAGAACACAUUCUUUACCACAAGAUACGUCAACACAUCCACCACCUAAGCGCAAAAGAUCUGAAGCUCCCACUCUACCUUCUACCUCUGCUCCCAACACCCCUUCUCAAUUAGUUGAUGUAACUCCUCAGACACCCCCAGAAAGCUCAGCAAAUGACCAGGCUAUUCAAGAUGGCAAUGAUUUUAUGAAUAUGAUGAACCCCAAAAUGGAACCACAAGACUAUGAUGAAUCAGAAGACGGUCUGGAUAUGAUGGCAGAUGAUUCAGUUGGUCAUGAUCCUCUAGUUCAACAACUUUUAAGUGGUGCUGAUGGUCACAAAGGAAACUUGGCAGGACUUGGAAACUUCGUUGGACUACCUGGAAUGAAGGAUGGCAACAUGGGACAAGAUGGAGGUCAAGGUGAGGGAGGUAGUUAUGGACUACGCAACAGAAGUUCAGGCGUUGGUUCCUUAGGAGAGGCUGUGGAGUUUGGAGGAUUAUUGCCUAAGAAUGAAGGGCCAGCAUACCUCAUGGCAACGCGGUACAUCUGUUGUCAUAUCUGUGGAAAGACAAUGCGGAAGGCAAGCUUACGUCGUCACAUGGAGGAUCGUCACAUGCCUAAUCAUCGCUGUCACUGCCCUCAUUGUCCCAAGACGUUCCGUACUUCUAAUUCCCUGCAGAACCACCUUUCACUGUAUCAUCGCAAUUUCCGGAGGAAGCGUGGUGGUGGUGCUGCUGUUGCAGGUCAUGACCAUAUGGAUGAGUCACAAAUGAACCAAUUUGGCCAACAACUCAGCCAACAGAUCAACCAGCACCUCAACCAACAUUUAAGCCAGCAACUCAAUCAUCAAAUCAAUCAGCAUUUGAAUCAGCAAAUGGGCCAUUUCGAUCCGGACCAACUGAGGCUUGAGCUUGAUCUGCGUCGCAAGCAAGAUGGUAGCAUUGACAUGACGAGGUCUGACCAAGAUGGGGGAAAUGAUUUGGAUAAUCAGAGAGAUUCACAGCUGCAUCUUCAGCAGCAGCAACAAUCUCAUUGUCUGCCUCCAGUUUCUGCUUCUUUGCAGACCAUGUAAGGUGGUGCACUGUAUUUUCUGGUGGUGCUUCCCAUCAAUUUCCGUCCUUUUUUUAAAUUCCAUAGAUGUUAUUUUUUUGUCUUUUCUAUUUUGAUUUGCUCUUUGUUACUUUCAUUCUAUUAGGAUUUUAAGAUUUGCCCAUAAGUAGAUGCUAAGUGAAUUUCAAGGCUACAAGUUUUUCUUUGGAGAUCAAAAUGGGUUUUCCAAUUCAUUCACAAAGCCGAUUAAAUUUGAGUUAGUCUCAUUUUGAUUUGAUUGUGACAAUGUGAUCUAAAUUUAUUGAAUGCAUUUCUUCAAAGGCAGUACCUUGUAUUCUCAUUAUUUGAUCACUGUGGUGGCUGUGCUGAUUGAGCUUCUAUUACUGGUACAAGCUUGUCAAGAGAAACUUAAUUGCCAAUUUGAUAUUAACAAUGUAGUAGGUGUGGUACUUGAAGGAUUUAUGUUUCUCAGCUGUUUUUUUUAAUAGUCAGUAAACAAUUGAUACUUUUUUAAAGGUAUGAACCGUAUACGCUUAAUUUAUAUUGAUCUAGUAUUUUUUACUGCCCUGAUGUUCAUUUGCACAGUUUGGCAAAGUUUUGUACGUAUAUUUUUUCUCAACAUUCCACUUAGAAUGUUAUUCAUAUUACUACAUCUGGCUUGGAUGAUUUUACAUUUUUGCUGGAUUUCAACAACGGGUAUUUUGUUGUUUAUGCUGUUUGAUGUUUUCUUUCUGAUAAUCUGUUACUUGUGUAUUACGACCAUAUACACAGUUUGGUGCUGUGAACUUUAACAAUUAGCAUCCUUGUUAUUUUCCUGUCGUAUUGUUUCCUGCUCAGUGAAUCUGCCUUUUCAUUUAAUUUAUUGCUCAGUAUUUUUAAACAUUUUUUUUCAACGUACCUUUCUUUAGAUUAGAUGUAGAUUUUUACUGUUUCUAUGAAUGUUAUGCGUCUUCAAUUGAUUCUCAUUUUAGUUAGCCAAUAUACUGUCUUUUUGACAAAUGCAGAAAUUCUAAGAAAUCUUGUAGUCGUGACUGAGAUUAUUUUUUAUUGGAAAUGUCUGAACGCAUAUUAGCAGCAAAUAAGAUGGCCUGAUGAAAUUGGUUGUAAUUAUGGGGAUAUAGAUGAUGAGUUGUAUACCUCUUUUUCAUUCAAUCUCCUUUUUACAUUAGUUAUUAGGUUUUGAGAUACCUUGCCCACUUAUUUAGUAUAGCAAUGGGAACUUAACUGAUUAGUAUAGGAGCAGCUGUUUAUUUGCUUAAUGUGGACUGAUCACCCAAACAGUGUUAUUUAUUUUCAAUGUUCUAAAAUCUCUCAUUGCAUGUAGCUUUUUGACUGAUUGAGGAUAUGCUCUCCAUUUCUUUUCCUGAACAUAUUUGUGUUUACAAAUGUAACCUAAUUACAAUGUUUGAUAGUACAAUAUUGAUGGUAAAGUAGUCUUUUUGAGCUUGCUGCUGAGUCAUUAGUUUUAGGCACUGUGGACUUUGUGCCAUCUUUAUUUAUGUACUUAAAAUUUAAGGUAGAAGAUGAUUGAGCGCACUGAGCAAAUGGUUUGAUCUCGUCAGAUAUGAGACUGGGACAAUAGGCAUUCCUUGGAAUCCGAUACUGUGGGUCUAUACCUUACCUUUAUUUGUUUAAUAUGUAAUUCUGUUAUUGAAUUCUGAUUGUGACGGGUAUUUACCAGUGAGAUAGCAUUUAUGAGCAGUUUUCAAGCUCACUCUGAAGUUCCUUUUCUAUACAAUAGCAGAAUGAUAUCCUCUUCUGUUUUUUCUGUUUGCCAUGAGGGUUUGCAGCUGUCUCCCCUGUGAUGUUUUGAAUAUAGUCUUCUGUAUGGAUUGAUGCCUUGGGUGGAUAAUUUUGAAACCUAGAUUUUAUUUAAAGUACUUCUGUGGUAGCAGGUUCUGCUUUGAAUUAAUAGUUACUGCCUCAGCAUAACGGGUUGUAUUAGAGCAUCUUCUCAUGCUCCAAUAUCAUGUACAUUGUAAGUAAGCCCUCUUUUGGGCCUCUCAAGAUGUUUUUAAUUAAAUGAUCAAAAGUUGCAUAACUGAACCAUGUUUUUUUUUAUUAUUAUUCUUGGUCUCGGUUGACUGGUUGCAGUGUAUUUGUAGUAAUGUGGUACGAAAAUAAAGAAUUUUAAGAAUA